Serendipita indica DSM 11827 is the source of this 2865-nucleotide messenger RNA. The record is from the annotation of a GenBank genome assembly. NCBI's taxonomy places the organism in Eukaryota, Fungi, Basidiomycota, Agaricomycetes, Sebacinales, Serendipitaceae.
AUGGUACGCCAGGCAAACCGUGAUCCAAGCAUGGGUCCCAAGAAGUGCACCAUUUGCAACGCGAGAUUAAUCUCUCCGCGUGUUGUCGCAACGCACGUCAAAGGCCAGCGACAUCAGGCGUUGCUCGCCGAGUUGCAGGCCCAAGGCAGACCCCCAAAGCCAGAAGACAUCAUAAUCGAAGACGCCGACCGAAACUAUGAAUGUCUUAUUUGCGAGAUGACCGUCUGGCAAACAAAAGAGAAGCACGAACUCACUCCAACUCAUAAACGAAAGGAGCGUUUUUUAUCGAUUCGAUCCGCACUCGAAGAGGCUGAAAAGGACAAGAAUGGCAUUUCUGUGUAUCCCGACGGCAAAGACGCUUUCAACUUUGGUCUCAAACCAGCCGGACAUGCACGACUCGAGUUCCAUGUCACGUACGAAGUCGCGCCUCAUCGAGUCUACUUGGACUCUGCUAGAAUGGCUAGUGACUCUCAUAGAAACAAUAAUUCGGGCUUCUCGGUCUCGAUGGCCCGACAGUAUAUAAUGCCCAAAAUCAAGGCAAAAGGGGUCAUCACAUUUGAAUCUCAAGGAAGUCUCGGUCGUUUCCAGGAUCGACUGGAGCUGGUCUUCCUUGAUGUCGUGGAUCGCAAAAAGUUUGCCAUCGUCAAACCUCUGCUGGUGAUCGUUGGCAGCCAAGAAGACUAUGAUCUCCUCAAACCAAUCGCACCAUACGUUCCAGCGGCUCGAAGGAAGCGGGAGACGGUACAAGAGCUCGUUGAAAGCACACCUCCCCCGGCUAUCUCGCGCAUUCAAUGGACCGUGCGUCUACUCGAAUACGAGCUCCAGAAGGGCUUAAAAACAAUCCUGGAUACUCCCUCGAAAGAAGAAAAGAUGCGCCUCUUGAAGUCCGGGUUCAUUCCUCGCACAUUUAGUCCCCAGACACACGCGCGCUUAUUCCAUAUUUUACUUUAUAUCGAAGAACACCAAUCGGCUAUUGACCUCGAGCGUUAUGACCAAGAAGAUGUUUCGCUCGACCCAGCUCCGCGCGAAGACCUUUACUAUCUCGAGGUUCCUGGUCUCGCCGAAAAGCGCCCAUCCGUGAUCAUUGGCGAUCGGAUCCUCGUCAAACAUCAUGGUUCACCCAAACCUCAUUGGUGGGAAGGGUUUGUAUAUAAAAUCCGUCUCAACGAUGUGGGACUGCGCUUCAACAACAAGUUUAAUGCGUUCAAGGGCCAACGAUUCGACGUUCGUUUCUGUCUGAAUCGUUUGACGCUUCGGAGGAUGCACCAAGCCCUUGACUCUGGCGGUCUCUGCGAACGACUCUUGUUCCCUUCUGAAGAACAUAUCCAGAACCGCAAACCCUCGCCAGGUACUAUUCAAACUUUGAACAUGGUUAACAGAAACAUCUCUACAAACCCUGCCCAAUCGCUGGCUGUCACCGCCAUCCGAAACCUGUCUCCAGGGAGCCCUCCAUUCGUCGUAUUUGGGCCACCUGGAACCGGCAAGACGGUCACGAUCGUGGAGGCUAUUCGUCAAAUUUUGCUCGAAUAUCCAACUGCUCGUGUUCUUGCCUGCGCACCAAGCAACUCGGCGAGUGAUAUCAUUGCAGAGCGGCUGAUCGCACUCGGAUCUGAUCUGUUCCGCCUAAAUGCACCCUCUCGUCCUGUUGAUCAUUUACCUAAAUCCUUGCUACCGUUUUCAUUGGUGGAGAGGGAUGUAUUUGCCGUUCCCGAGCUUGCAAGGCUUAAGAGGUACCGCGUUAUCGUGUCCACAUGCUUGUCCGCGUCUGUUCCAUUCGGAAUUGGUGUCCAGGCAGGCCACUUCUCUCAUGUCUUUGUCGACGAAGCAGGCCAGGCUUGCGAGCCUGAGGCUUUGAUCCCGUUCAAGACGAUGGCAGAUGCCAAGACGAAUCUCAUCCUCAGCGGUGAUCCUAAACAACUCGGACCUAUCGUCAGAGCCAACGCAGCGAUCGCUUUAAAGCUUGGAGUCAGCUUACUCGAUCGGCUGACGGAAAUGCCUAUUUAUGAUGAAAGGGCAAAGAACGGUAUCACUAUUGUCAAGCUGGUCAAUAAUUUCCGUUCUCACCCCGAUAUUCUUCGAUUUCCCAACCAGCGCUUCUAUAGAGGAGAACUUGAAAGCAAAGGCGACCCAAUAGUCAUCGAAUCGAUGCUUCGAUGGCCGCAUCUCCCCCAAAGUGGAUUUCCGAUCAUAUUCCAUGCGAUGGCGGGCAAAGAUUUACGAGAGGCGCGGUCACCUUCAUUUUUCAAUGUGGAGGAAGUGAUGCAGGUAAAGAAAUAUGUUCAAAUGUUAUUUGAGGACAAGAAAUACCGUCUGACUGAAGAGCAUAUCGGCAUCAUUUCUCCGUAUCAUGCGCAGUGCGGCAAAAUCAGAUUGGCGCUGCUCAAGGAAGGGUACACUCGUAUCAAGAUUGGAAGCGUCGAAGAGUUCCAGGGACAGGAACGGCGUGUCAUGAUCAUCUCAACCGUGAGGAGCAAUCUUGAGUUUGUCCAGUCGGACAUUACUCACACACUCGGUUUUGUGGCCAAUCCUCGUCGUUUCAAUGUUGCGAUGACACGAGCGGAAGCUCUCCUCAUUGUCGUGGGUGAUCCGAACAUUCUGUCUUUGGAUCCUCUGUGGCGCUCGUUUCUCAACUUUAUCUACAAUAACGGAGGCUGGGCGGGGCGCCCACGUCCGGAUUGGGAUACGCACGCAGAACUGGACUCAAAAGAGUUCCUUGAGGCAAGACGAGCAAAGGCGAAUGCCGAAGAACAAGAGAUGCUCACGAGAAUUACGGAGACUGUCGUCGAUCACAUCAAUGCGGACGAUUUGGACGACAUUGGCGAUGGGUAUGAGGCAGUCGAACGUCCGUGGCGCGAGACGGAGUGA